This is a messenger RNA of Aspergillus sclerotioniger CBS 115572, 1247 nucleotides long. RefSeq names its product zinc-regulated transporter 1. Gene Ontology annotation, biological process: zinc ion import across plasma membrane. The coding region runs from base 135 to 1205 and encodes 356 amino acids. Gene Ontology annotation, cellular component: plasma membrane. Gene Ontology annotation, molecular function: high-affinity zinc transmembrane transporter activity. The transcript has a single exon. The record is from RefSeq and is a predicted model, not a curated record. Lineage: Eukaryota; Fungi; Ascomycota; Eurotiomycetes; Eurotiales; Aspergillaceae.
GCUCCCCAUCGGCUCAGGUACUGUUCAGCUACACCCAAGGUCCUCACCAAGAGACUAUAAGAUCAUGCAUCACCAGGAGAAUCUGCCAUGCACCGUCAUUCCCUUCCUACAUCUCCUCCAUCAUUCCUGUCACCAUGACUACCUUUAACGCGUCCGAGGUGAACCUCCACACUGCUAGCAAAGAGGACGUGCUGUGUUAUUAUGCCGUCUCGGAAAAUGACUACAACGGCCACAUGGGAGCCCGCAUCUCCUCCAUCUUUGUUAUCCUCUUCGUCUCCACGGCCUUUACCUUUUUCCCAGUCGUGGCUAAACGCAUGCCUGGAUGGAAGAUCCCUCACAGCGUCUACAUCUUUGCCCGCUACUUCGGUACAGGUGUCAUCCUGGCCACGGCCUUUGUCCAUCUCCUAGACCCAGCCUACAAGCGAAUCGGUCCCAAGACCUGUGUGGGAGUCUCUGGCUACUGGGCCGAUUACUCCUGGUGUGCAGCCAUUGUGCUCGCCUCGAUCACGCUGAUCUUCCUUCUCGAUCUGGCCGCGGAGGUGUACGUCGAGCACAAGUACGGCAUGCACCGGGAUGAAAACGCCACCAACGCCUUUAUCACGGGCGAUCCCACCACCACCCAUAUCCACUCCAACCCCGAGGAUGGCCAUGGGUCCGCAGAAAAAGACACUCCCACCGAGACGACCGAAGAAACCUCGUCGGAAAUGGCCGAUCGCUCAUUCCGGCAACAAAUCGCAGGCUUCCUGAUCCUCGAAUUCGGCAUCAUCUUCCACUCGGUCAUCAUCGGUCUGAAUCUAGGCGUCACCGGCUCCGAAUUCGCGACCCUAUACCCCGUGCUCGUAUUCCACCAGUCCUUCGAGGGUCUGGGUAUUGGCGCUCGACUCUCGGCCAUCCCGUUCGCGCACCGCGUCUACCUCCCCUACUUCCUAUGUCUGGCAUAUGGAUUGACCACUCCGAUCUCCAUCGCCAUCGGGCUGGGACUGCGAACCACCUACAACCCGGGCUCCAAGACCUCCUUGAUCAUCCAGGGUGUGUUCAACGCAGUGUCAGCGGGUGUGCUGAUCUACAGUGCGCUGGUGGAGCUGCUGGCACGCGACUUUAUCUUCGAUCCUUGCCGAACCCGUCGUCGCUCCAAGUUGCUGUACAUGGUGUUUUGCACGUUGUUGGGUGCGGGCAUUAUGGCUUUGAUUGGAAAGUGGGCGUAAUGAACCUGUAUACAAUCAUUCAGACUGUAUGAAUUGAUGGAC